This is a messenger RNA of Pimephales promelas (fathead minnow), 2880 nucleotides long. RefSeq names its product nuclear receptor subfamily 2, group E, member 1 (gene nr2e1). Lineage: Eukaryota; Metazoa; Chordata; Actinopteri; Cypriniformes; Leuciscidae. Gene Ontology annotation, molecular function: DNA-binding transcription factor activity; zinc ion binding; sequence-specific DNA binding. Gene Ontology annotation, biological process: regulation of DNA-templated transcription. The record is from RefSeq and is a predicted model, not a curated record.
GUUGAAGCAGAAGGCAGGGAAAAGCUAAGUGGUCAAAGGAAGUUGGGCUCUCCUCCCACCCUCCCUCUCUCCCGCCCUCCUACUCUAAUACAUCUCAUACAUAUUAGCAAACCUUUAAUCUGACGGUACACAUCACAAAGUCACUCACCAAGACUCUGAGCUCAGACGCAUUUUGCAACGCAUUCUGUAGCCUACGUUUUAAGCUGGUGUUGAGCAGUAACAGUGCUGGCUUGUGUUUCACCAACUUUCCGUGUCGCUGAGAGACAAGGGACCGGCUUGGCCAUAGUGCGGCUGCAUCCAUCGCAUCAAUAAACAGUCUGACCAAAUCUGGAUUCUAUUUGCAGAGAAACAAGAGGAGCGACUUGGACAACCUAAAAGAAAAGUACAACAGAAAGCAGAGGACCAGUUGUGCACCGCAAAUCGGAUGUUUAAUUUAUGCUUGCCAUUUCUUAAUCCAAGUCAAAAGUGCUAGGACUCAUCUGGGCCUGAAAAGUGUAACUUUUCAACGCAGUUUUCUUGGAGCAGAGGUCUUCAAUAUGAGCAAGCCUGCUGGUUCAACAAGUGGUUGUCUGGAUAUUUUAAAUGUCAAAUCCAGUCGGAUUCUGGACAUUCCAUGCAAAGUGUGUGGAGACCGAAGUUCUGGAAAGCACUACGGGGUUUAUGCGUGUGAUGGCUGCUCGGGUUUUUUCAAGAGGAGCAUAAGGAGAAACAGAACGUAUGUCUGCAAAUCUGGCACACAGGGUGGCUGUCCAGUAGACAAGACACACAGAAAUCAGUGUCGCGCCUGUCGCUUGAAAAAGUGUCUAGAAGUUAAUAUGAAUAAAGAUGCAGUGCAGCACGAGAGAGGACCAAGAACGUCAACCAUUCGAAAGCAGGUGGCACUGUAUUUCCGAGGCCAUAAAGAGGUGAACGGCUCGUCGACCCAUUUUCCAUCCACGUCUAUCCCGGGGCCGCCGUUCUUCACAACAGUCACGCAGCUGGAGCCUCACAAUUUGGAGUUAAACACGGUCACAAGCACACCAGAACGGCAGGCUAUUGUAGGACUCGCCCAACCCACACCGAAGUAUCCUCAUGAAGUUAGUGGCACUCCCAUGUACCUGUAUGAAGUGGCGACAGAGUCUGUGUGCGAAUCAGCCGCGCGCCUGCUCUUCAUGAGCAUUAAAUGGGCCAAGAGUGUUCCGGCCUUCUCCACGCUACCUCUACCUGACCAGUUGAUUCUUUUAGAAGACGCGUGGAGGGAGCUGUUCGUGCUGGGCAUCGCGCAGUGGGCCAUUCCAGUGGACUCCAGCACUCUCCUAGCCGUUUCAGGAAUGAACACCGAGAACACAGAUUCCCAGAGGCUAAACAAAAUCAUCUCCGAGAUCCAGGCGCUGCAGGAGGUCGUGACGCGUUUCAGACAGCUCAGACUGGACGCGACGGAGUUUGCGUGCCUCAAGUGCAUCGUCACCUUCAAAGCAGUUCCAACACACAGUGGUUCGGAACUGAGGAGCUUUCGUAACGCUAGUGCCAUUGCAGCCCUUCAGGACGAAGCCCAGCUGACUCUAAACAGCUACAUCCAUACCAGGUACCCCACUCAGCCGUGCCGCUUUGGGAAACUGCUGUUGCUCUUGCCUGCUCUACGUUCAGUUGGUCCAUCCACCAUUGAAGAGGUGUUCUUCAAAAAGACCAUCGGAAACGUGCCCAUCACACGACUGCUUUCAGACAUGUACAAAUCCAGUGAUAUAUGAGCUACUGAGAGACAAAGAAAAGAAACAAAAUGUAUCUUUGACCUUGGCAUUCACAUGGACGCCGUGGAUGAUACCAGAUGCCCUAAUAAUGUGAUUCUUCACGCACUUGUUUGGUGAAUAAAGCUCUACCAAUGUCAAGAUGUUACGCAGGGAAAGUUUAAAACAGACUGCAUCUCUAAAAGUUGAGCUCACUGCUUAGAACGAAAAAUGAAUUUUUAACCAGUAAUUUUCUAAUUGAUUUAAUCUAUUUAAGGUUGUUUAUGGAAGUAACUUAACAAGCUUAAUCUGUUCUUGUUCUAUCAAGAUUUAAAUACAAAAUGAUCUUAGUUUGUAGUCAUAUUUGAACGGAGUGUCUGUUAUGUACAAUCAUUCAUUUCAAAAUGGGACGUUUUAUUGUGUCCAAUUCACCAACUACCUUCAUGACCAAUGCUGUUUUGAUCUCAGCACCACUAUUAUUCGUAUGUCCACGAGAACUUUGAAGGAAACCAAAAAAAAAGAAAGAAAAAAAAAAGAAACCAUGAGGUAUGUUACAGGGAAGUAUGUCGCUGUCCCUUUGACAUAGUGCUGAAAACCAAAGGCCCAUGAGUCAGAACUGAAGAGCAAGUUCAUUCCUGUCCUGCCUUCCAGCAGAAGCUCCAACUUUAAUCAAAAACACUUGAACCAGCUAAUUAGGUUUACUUGAAAUGCAUGCUUUAAGAUUGGAAUUAAACUUAGCAGGAAGGCAGCAGGACUGAGCAUUACUGACCUGAUGAAUCACAUAAUUACCUAUUGAGGUGACUGGGAGGCCACAGCACCCACAGCUUGUGACCUUUAAGAUUAGGGUUCAAAGGAAGGCCAUUUCAAAUCCUCUGGAUAUAUUUCUGUCGGCAUUGAGAGUUUUCUGUGUGGCCACUCUGCAAAUGUAAUUUUAUUGAUUGAUUUUUUUUAUUGAAAGCCGUUUCUGCUCAUACUUGGCCCAUGUCAGGGGUCAUCAUUUAAAACCCUUGUUUGACUAGCUACUAACCAUGGAAAAGAGACACGAUCAGCACUUGGAUUUUGUUUUUUUGUUUUUUGUAGUCUGUAAAUACAUUUCUCGUUGUACAGUGAUAAUUUUUGUGAAAGUUGUUCUAAGAUAUUAGAAUAAAUAUUGAAUAUUGAUUGCCUGUUUCUUCAA